Aspergillus ruber CBS 135680 is the source of this 908-nucleotide messenger RNA. Its product is annotated as Clavaminate synthase-like protein. Bases 119 to 844 code for a protein of 241 amino acids. The transcript is spliced from 2 exons. Lineage: Eukaryota; Fungi; Ascomycota; Eurotiomycetes; Eurotiales; Aspergillaceae. The record is from RefSeq and is a predicted model, not a curated record. Gene Ontology annotation, molecular function: oxidoreductase activity.
CAGCAAGCUGACCAAACCAUUCGUCCCCUUCCUCACCGUCCCAAAUCCAAGCCACGCCUCCCAGCAAAACCACCUACGCACGGUGAACCGCAUCCUCCAAAAUGAAGGCAUUCUCCGUAUGCAACUCAGUUUUGCAGAUGACGAGAGCAAAUACAUUCAAAAGCUCUUAUUAAACCUGCACAGACACCAUGGCCAUGGUCUCCCAAUCACCCACAGUGCAAACCGUGGGUGGAUGUGGGAUAUUCGACCAUCUCCAGAUUCCUUCCAGAGUAACAAUCACCAGGCGCGAUCAGAAACAAUGGAGAGGUUUCCCUGGCAUACAGAUUGCAGUUACGAGCUUGAGCCACCGCGGUUUUUUGCCCUGCAGGUUCUUCAGCCAGAUAGGUGUGGCGGUGGGACAUUAUCUGUGCUCAACGUUGACCAACUCUUGACUCUGCUAUCUCCCUUUGCCAGGAAAUGGCUCUUCACACCUAAUUAUCGAAUUAUCGUCCCACCAGAGUUCAUCAAGAGUCCAGAGACUAAGGCUAUUAGGGGUAAUCUUCUCGCCACAAAUCCUAAUGGCAAGUCAACUCAACUCCGAUUCAGAGAGGAUAUUGUCACCCCGUUAUGUCAAGAGGCAGCAGAGGCAUUAGCGGAGCUGAAGAGUGUUCUUUUGGGCCCUGAUGCUAAACGGCAGAUUCUCAAUCUUACUCCGGCACUGUUACCUCGAGGAUCGAUUAUUCUCAUGGAUAAUGGACGGUGGCUACAUGCGCGCAAUGAAGUCAAGGAUCCAAAUCGACAUUUGCGACGGGUACGCUGGGAUGCACGACAGUUUGUUAUCCCUACAGCCCAGUUGGGUCUAUGAGUCCUUUUGUUUAUCUUCCCUCUUGGUUAAGUUUUAAUGUGUCAAUCUAUUACAUUCUUUGGAC